This is a messenger RNA of Pedinophyceae sp. YPF-701, 1020 nucleotides long. NCBI's taxonomy places the organism in Eukaryota, Viridiplantae, Chlorophyta, Pedinophyceae. The record is from the annotation of a GenBank genome assembly.
AUGUUGCAGAGCCCCGCCACGACGAUGCAUCGCGCCCCGACAGCCCCGGGCCCCGCGCCCUGCCGGCGCCCGGUCCUGCGACGCUCCGCGCUGCACGGCAGCCGCAGAGCGCGCGCGUGCGGCCCGCGGCGGCCCCGCAUGUCCCCCGCGCGCGCCUCCCCGCAGCAGAGCUCCUCAUGCGAGUGCUGCGAACGCAUCCUGCGCUACACCGACGGCACCGUCCGAACCAUCCGCUACCCCUGCCCGGACAAGGACAGCUCGCCGGAGCCCCGCGCGCGCGCGUCGCUGCCGCCGGGCGUGGGCGGCGACGGGGCCUCGGCAGCGCAGACCAUGCGCCGAAUGCCGCGCCCCUCGUGGCCGGCCGGAGACGUCGCCGGGGGCUCCGCGACCCCGACGGCGGGGCGCGACACCACGGCUGCGAGCGCGCCCGCGAGCGCCGCGCCCGAGGCGAAGCCCGCCUGGAACGCGGCGGCCGAGUUCCUGAGCUACGUCGGCACUGACGAGUACAAGGAGGCGCGCAGGGCCGAGUGGCGCAAGGUGCGCGCCUCGUAUGAGGUGUGCAACGGGUGCCCGUUCGUGAUGACGAAGCCGCUGUACGUGCUCUCGGUCGGGAGGUCGGCGCAGGACGCAGACUACGGUCGGGGGUACACCAUCAGGACGGAGGUCGCGGACACGAACGAGCAGGCGGACGAGAUGGCGCGCGUGCUCCAGCUCAAGAACCAGAAGGAGGGCGAGGCGCCCAUCCUGCGGGUGCGAAGGAUGCUGGACGGGCUCGUGGUGUUCGAGGGCGAGGACGACGCGCAGCAGUUCGCCGAGUACCUCGAGGACGACGGCCACCUCGACGUCGCGGUCGCCAGCGUCGAUGCGCACGAGCUGUUCCGCAUGACGAACGACGUCAAGGCUGUCGUCGUCCUGUUCCGCGAGGGCAACUACAUUCCGAGCAUCUCGCAGCUGACGGUGGCCCUGAACGGGGGGAGAACGAACAACCCGCUGGAAACGUCGUCGUUCGACGACAUCUGA